This is a messenger RNA of Neogale vison (American mink), 4062 nucleotides long. RefSeq names its product inturned planar cell polarity protein (gene INTU). Gene Ontology annotation, biological process: cilium assembly; vesicle-mediated transport; nervous system development. Bases 93 to 2936 code for a protein of 947 amino acids. Gene Ontology annotation, cellular component: cilium; cytoplasm. The transcript has 16 exons. Lineage: Eukaryota; Metazoa; Chordata; Mammalia; Carnivora; Mustelidae. Gene Ontology annotation, molecular function: protein binding. The record is from RefSeq and is a predicted model, not a curated record.
UCCUCUUUCCCAGUGGAGACAACAUGGCGGAUAUAGCGAGCUGUACUUUCGAGAUUUGAAUUACGCGACUUGCAGCUAUUGCAUUCCUGAUUAUGGCGUCUCUGGUUUCGUGUGGCUCGCGUCAUAGGCCAGAUGAGCUCCCCGGAGACCCGUCUUCACAAGAAGAUGAGGAUUGCGAUUAUGAAGAUCGGGUCAGCUACUCGGGUUCAUACUCCUCAGAGAGUAGCGAUUAUGAUGAUGUUGAACCUGAAUGGCUGGACAGUGUGCAGAAAAAUGGAGAAUUAUUUUAUUUGGAAUUGAGUGAGGGUGAAGAAGAAAGCCUCCUUCCUGAGACUCCUACUGUGAACCAUGUCAGAUUCAGUGAAAAUGAGAUUAUAAUUGAAGAGGAUGAUUACAAAGAAGGAAAAAAGUAUGAACCUAAACUCAAGCGGUUUACCAAAAUUUUAAAAAGUAAAAGUCUUUUACCCAAGCGCCACAGUAAAAAAAGUAGUAAUGGCAAUGAGCCAGUGUCCAUUCUAAAGCAUCAGUCUAACCAGAAAACAGGAGUUGUUGUCCAACAGCGGUACAAGGAUGUGAAUAUUUAUGUAAACCCCAAAAAGUUAACUGUGACCAAAGCCAAAGAGCAACUUAAGCUUCUGGAAGUCCUGGUUGGGAUUAUCCAUCAGACCAAGUGGAGCUGGAAGAAAAGUGGAAAACAGAGCAGUGGAGAAAGGCUUGUGGUCCAUGGCCUGCUGCCAGGAGGCUCUGCUAUGAAGAGUGGUCAGAUAUUAAUUGGUGAUGUCCUUGUUGCUGUGAAUGAUGUUGAUGUGACUUCUGAGAACAUAGAGAGAGUUCUGUCUUGUAUUCCUGGACCUAUGCAGGUAAAACUGACCUUUGAAAACGCAUAUGCUGUGAAGAAGGAAACAACCCAACCAAGACAGAAAAAUGCACAGUCGAACACAAAUGAUUUAGUCAAACUUCUGUGGGGAGAGGAGGUUGAAAGUAUCCAGCAAAAUAUCCUAAACACUCCUCACAUCGUUAUGUAUCUCACUCUGCAGCUUGACUCGGAAACAUCAAAGGAGGAGCAAGAAAUUCUUUAUCAUUGUCCAGUAUCUGAUGCAUCUCAGAAACUUAAAAGUGUGAGAGGGAUAUUUCUCACACUCUGUGACAUGUUGGAAAAUGUAACUGGGACACAAGUUACUAGCUCAUCCCUUCUUUUAAAUGGGAAACAAAUCCAUGUGGCUUAUUGGAAAGAAUCUGACAAGUUGUUGUUAAUUGGCCUGCCUGCUGAAAAAGUUCCUCUUCCACAGCUGAGGAAUAUGAUAGAAGAUGUUGUCCAAACCUUAAAAUUUAUGUAUGGUUCUUUAGAUAGCUCUUGUUUCUUCAGUGCCUUUUGCCAGGUUGAGAAUGUGCCUCGUUUGGAUCAUUUUUUCAACUUGUUCUUUCAAAGAGCACUUCAUCCUGCUAAACUACAUUCUGGUACCAGUCUGAGUGCACAACAAUAUGAUGCUUCCAGCGCAGUGCUUUUAGACGGCCUUCCCGGAGUUCGAUGGCUCACGCUUCCACGGGAAAUCAAGAUGGAACUAGACACAGCAUUGAGUGACUUGGAGGCUGCAGAUUUUGCAGAACUGUCUGAGGAUUACUAUGACAUGAGGCGGCUGUAUACAAUUUUAGGGUCUUCUCUAUUUUACAAGGGUUAUUUGAUAUGCAGUCAUUUGCCUAAAGAUGAUCUUAUUGAUAUUGCUGUAUACUGUCGCCACUACUGCCUACUGCCUUUAGCAGCAAAACAAAGAAUUGGUCAGUUGGUUAUAUGGAGAGAGGUGUUUCCUCGACAUCACCUCCAACCUUCUACAGACUCAAACACUGAAGUCUUUCAGGAACCUGAAGGGAGAUAUUUUUUGCUAAUAGUUGGCUUGAAGCACUAUAUGUUAUGUGUGCUAUUAGAAUCUGGAGGCUGCACAUCCAAAGCUAUUGGGAAUCCUGGACCCGACUGUAUUUAUGUGGAUCAAGUCAAAACAACCCUUCACCAACUGGGAGGAAUAGAUUGUCGCAUCAGUGAACAGCUAACAGCUUCUCCCAGCCCCUGUUUGUCUUGUGCUGACUGGUUCCUUACUGGAUCACAUGAAAAAUUAGAUAGUUUGACGACCUCACCUAUCCUCAGUAGGCUACCAGGUACUUCCAAGGUAGCAACCUCUCCAACAUGCAGAAAAAUUCUUUUUGGUGACUAUUCCUUAAAAGCACGUAAGCCCAGCCCUUCUCGAAGCAGUGGAGGAUCUGACAAUGGCUGUGAAGGUGGAGAAGGCAUUGGCCUGAGCCCCCGUACUACACCAGAUGCCAUAUGGAAGCAAAGAGAAUCUCAGGGCUCUGAUGGUUCGGAGGAAAGUGGGGCCUUGCUUAAGGUCACUAAAAAGAAGGUUAGUCUUCCAAAUCCGUUUCAUUUGGGGAACUUGAAAAAGAACCUUUCAGAAAAAGACCUGGAAAUAUAUAACACAAUGAAAUUAACAUCUGGUCCUGAGAACACACUUUUCCACUACGUUGCCUUAGAAACUGUGCAAGGGAUCUUUAUUACUCCGACCCAUGAAGAGGUGGCACAGCUAAGUGGUUCUAUCCACCCUCAACUAAUAAAGAAUUUCCAUCAGUGUUGUCUCUCCAUUCGUGCAAUUUUCCAACAGACAUUGGUAGAAGAGAAAAAGAAGGCACUAAAUCGUGGAGAUCAUUCAGGUUCUACAAAUUCUGUAUCUUCUCUUAACCCUGUGAAAGAACAUGGUGUGUUGUUUGAGUGCUCACCUGAAAAGUGGACGGAUCAGAGAAAAGCACCACCAGUUAUGGCCUACUGGGUAGUAGGGAGACUCUUUCUUCAUCCCAAACUUCAAGAACUUUAUGUCUGUUUUCAUGACUCAGUCACAGAAAUUGCCAUAGAAAUGGCUUUUAAAUUGUUCUUUGGAUUAACCUUGUAGCUGUGUUUUCUUGAUGCAUGGCAACUGUGCACGGAACAUUGAACGGUGUUAGAAUUGCUGACACCCAUACACAAGAAGAUAUGGGUUAGCCUCUUUUAACUGUUCAGUUUUGAACAUAAUAUUGUUAAAUAUUGAGAUGAUAUGCUCUUGGAUUUGAUGCACUAAUCUUAUGUCAUAUUGUGAGACUUGAAGAGAUUGUUAUUUCCAUUUUGGUAUAUAAUGUUAAUUUAUUGACUAGUUUGAAAUAAUGUGAAGUGUUUUAUAUAAAAUUAAUAGAGGACAUAUUUAUCUUGAAAGAAUAUGCAAUUCAUAAGUUGCAUAUUAUUUUCAAGACUAAUAAUGAUAUCUGGUAAAAGAAUCACAAAAUCGGGAGGAUGUGACCAGGUCCUCUAACUAAUUAGUGCUGGGACCGUGAGCAAGUUUUUGUACCUCUCUGAGUUCAGAAUUUUCAUUACAAAUGAGAUGACUGUAUUGAGACCUCGUAAGUCCCUCUUAAGUAAAAUGUGCAGUUUUUUUUUCUUCUUGCCUACUGCUCAGUACCUAAAUUUGUCAUGUCCAAGUACUGAUUCCUUAUUACAUCAAAUACUUUGCUUUAGUUUAACUGUUUUAGUAGAUACCUCACCAUGGGGUAAAAGAACUGAGGACUGAAAAUUAAACUUAUUUUUCUAUUUAUUUGAUUUUGUGUACUCUUUCGGGUCAGCUCUAUUUUGGCUAGGAUAUAGUUUUUAAACUAUUUGUACAUAAAAUUUUAUUAUUUUUCUUUUUAUUGAGAUAUAUUCAGGUAUGCACACACAUUUUAUAUAGUUCUUGAAUUUCAGGACAGCUAUAUGUAAAUCUUUUUUAAAAGAUCAUGUUAAAAACACUGAAAAAGUUGGGUGAAAGAAAUCCUGUGGUGACUUCUGUUAAAUACUAAUUUUUGCCUUAUAAAUAUGGUUUGUUAUGUAGUGGGUUUUCCCAAAGGAAAUUAGGUUAAUGAACAAUAGUUUACUUGACCCUUAGUAGAGAAUCAAAACUAAUAGGAUAAGAAUUUUCUUUGGCUAUGAGAAUUUGGUAGAUUGAGAAAGAAGGAAAAACAUAACAAAUACUGUAUUUUUUUAAAUUUUAUUUACUUAUUUGACACAGAGAG